AUGACAUAUCAAUUUGUUCGAAUGAAUUUGUCUCCUGCUUUACCUAGUGUACAAACAUUAAAUAAAUUAAUAUCAAAUAGUGAUCUUAAAAUAAAUGAAGCACAUUUUCUGUUUAAUAAAUUACAUGAAUAUCUUAAUGGAAUUGAUGUUAAGUAUGCGUUUGGUUCAGAGGAUUGUACAGGUGUAACACGAAAAAUAAAUUAUGACCAACAAACAAACUCAUUUGUUGGAUUUGCUACGCCACUUGUUAAUGGAAUACCAGUUUCCAAGUACUAUCAAACAAAUUCCUUCGAUCAAUUAGAAUCAUGGUUCAGCUCGUCAGAUAAAUCAUCUUUAUUGAAUAUACAUAUGAUUCAACCUUUACCAUCGUCAAAUAAUUCAACUGUUCCAUCUGCAUUUUUAUUGUCUGGUUAUGGUGUUGUCAACACUUAUACAUCAAUGGAUAUAUUAAGGCGAUGGUUGUUUAUAUUUGAUAAUUGUUUACAGAAAAAUAUUCGAAUCAUUGGUUUCUCAACAGAUGGUGAUGCCAAAUAUCUUCGUGCUAUGCGCUUAGCAAAUCAUGGAUUGACUAGAAGUGAUUUAAAUCCUAAGGACCGUCAGAAUUUCAAUUCAUGUGUUAAAAUAGUUACAGAUGAUAUAUUGUCUAUAUUGGUUGCUAGUGCUGAUACUUAUGGAACAUUUAUUUAUUUACAUUUGCUGAAAAAAAUAAUAUCGACUUAUAUUGAAAAAACAACAAAAAUUAACGAUCGUUUACAAUCAGCCUGGUGUAUUGUAUUCAUUUGUCGUAUGUGGUGGACUUGGAUUCAACAUAAACAAUUCACGUCAACAACAGCUUCGGCAACAACAAAAAGAAACAGCAAAGCAAAAUUUUUUAUUACAAAAACAGCGUACUUAUCAGUUGAACUGAAUGCUCACAAUCUGCUUUACAUAAUUUUGUUAGUUAAACAAAAGCAAUUACCAAAAGAAGCAUUGAAUGUGUAUUUAUUUAAUUCUCAGUCAUGCGAAUCAAUGUUUCGUAAUGCCAGAUCAUUGAGUGGUACAUAUUCAACAAUAAUUAAUUUUACUGUUGCUGAUUUUCUUAAUCGUUCACAAAAAAUUUCUAUAUUAAAUCGAAUAAAAUGUGAUAAUUUAUGUCAACAAGAUGAUAAUGAACAUUUGUCAUUUCCUAUUCAUCACAAGCACAAGCGUGACAACCAUUUAUUAUCUUUACAAAAUUUAGAUGAUAUUGAUCAACUUGAUGUUGAAAAGAUCAUUUCAGAUGCAUACAAUGAAGCACUUGAAUUAGCUGAGCGUUUAGAAAUAUCAAGAUCACUGCAAGAAAAUGACGUCUUUGACUUUGAUUCAUUAAAUAAAUACGUAUUUCGACAACUAAGCUCAAGCUCCAAGAUGUUUGAUUACUCGACACAAAUAAUAAAUGAUGAUGAUGAUGAUGAAUUCGAUCUUGAAGAAGAAGAAGAAGAAGAAGAAGAAGGACUAGAAGAAAAUGAUAACAAUGAAGCCGUUAAUGAACUUAAUGAUGAUGUCAUCGUUGAUCAAGAAGAUGAAAAUGAUUCUAAUAUGACAACAAUAAAAGCAAAUUUCAAUGGUAUGAAAAUUUUCGAUGAAAUUGAAAUUUGUCGAUGA
This is a messenger RNA of Rotaria sordida, 1623 nucleotides long. The record is from the annotation of a GenBank genome assembly. NCBI's taxonomy places the organism in Eukaryota, Metazoa, Rotifera, Eurotatoria, Philodinida, Philodinidae.